AUUCUGCGCAGGCGCAGUAGGUCCCGGUCGCGAUGCGGGUGCUCGUGGGUGGAGGAACGGGCUUCAUCGGGACAGCCCUCACCCGGCUGCUGAGGGCCAGGGGCCACGAAGUGACCUCGGUCUCCCGGAGCCCGGGCCCCGGGCGGGUCACGUGGGACGCGCUCGCCACGUCCGGGCUGCCCGCCUGCGAUGCCGCGGUCAACCUGGCAGGAGAGAACAUUCUCAACCCUCUGCGAAGGUGGAAUGAAAACUUCCAGAAAGAGGUUCUUAGCAGCCGCCUGGAGACCACCCAAAUGCUGGCAAGAGCCAUCUCGGAAGCCCCACGACCUCCCCAGGCCUGGGUCUUAGUCACAGGUGUAGCUUACUACCAGCCCAGCCUGACUGCGGAGUAUGAUGAGGACAGCCCUGGAGGGGAUUUUGACUUUUUCUCCAACCUCAUAACCAAAUGGGAAGCUGCAGCCAGGCUUCCUGGAGACUCUACACGCCAGGUGGUGGUGCGCUCUGGGGUUGUGUUGGGCCGUGGGGGCGGUGCCAUUGGUCACAUGCUAUUGCCCUUCCGCCUGGGCCUGGGAGGCCCUAUCGGCUCAGGCUGCCAGUUCUUCCCCUGGAUUCACAUCAGGGACCUAGCAGGAAUCUUGAUCCACGCCAUUGAAGCAAACCAUGUGCAGGGAGUUCUGAAUGGAGUGGCUCCAGCCUCCACCACUACAAAUGCUGAGUUCGCCCAGGCCUUGGGCACUGCCCUGGGCCGCCCAGCCUUCAUCCCUCUCCCCAGCACUGUGGUGCAAGCUAUUUUUGGUAGAGAGCGCGCCAUCAUGCUGCUGGAAGGCCAGAAGGUCAUCCCACGGCGGACACUGGCCGCUGGCUACCAGUAUUCCUUCCCAGAACUAGGGGCUGCCUUGAAGGAAGUUGUAGCCUAAGUGGGAAGGCUCAGGACAGAGCACAAGUCCUCAGGAGAAGCUUUCUCGUUAGACUGUGAAGAGGCUCAGGUACUGCUGUACUUGAGUCCUGAAACCAUCUGGCAUCUUGGGAUUCCUCUCCCUGUCCUCUUGGUCCACCUUAUUUAGCUGAGAUUGUCCACUGUCUCAGUCCACAAUCUCAUUAAGUUAAGACCUUAACCAUUUCAACUCCUUGUGAAAAAAUUUCCGUAUUUGGGUUUCCUGUGUGUCCCUUCCCUGCCUCAUUUUUUUCUUCAUGUUGUGUAGAGAAUCGUCUACUGUUUAGCCAAUAAAAACAAGUGAUCUCACUAGCCUCGGCUCAUCUCUAAGGCCUAGAUCCUCCUACAAUUUAUUUCAAGGAAAAUCACACUCAAUGACUCUUUCCCUAUGGAGGCAUUGAAGUUACAAUGAGCAACACCUCCCUUCUUGGUCCCUCCAUUGCCAAGAGUUGGUAAGAAAUUUGGGGCAGAGUUAUCACGUGGUAGACAACAGAAGACAAGCAAUGACCCAUUUCCAAUGAUUCUGUGGUCACCCUGCAUACUUGCUCACACAGUGCCUUUAGGAUGUCAGCAGAGGAAGAGAUGAGACCCUGGUCUAGGCCUUCAGAUUGUCACUGAAUGGCAGUGAGUUAAUGAAGCAGUGACACACUGGUCCCAGUUGAAGCUGCAGCAGGACAAAGCCAACUUCCCCAUCUGUGAGACACACUUAGCUCUCAUCUGAUUGGGGCUACCUACUUCAAUCAACCAGGGUCCCCAGCAUAAAAGGGCAGAUGAUAGCCCUGGCCUACUGCAUACCUACCAUCCUUAAAAACAAAAGGAGCAAAGAACUUAUUAAAAACUACAGACUCAACCCUACUCGAGAAAAGUCUCAAGUACUCCUCCUCCUCUCCCUGUUUAUCCACCCUGAUAUCUGCCAUAACUUGGCCAAAAGUAGUUCCACUAGCCCCCAAUUCAGGCCACAUUAAACCAAUUUUUCUUCUGAGAGGAUUGUGGGUCAUCUGUCGGCCACUGUCACCUCCCUGACUAACCUGUCUCCAAAUCACCUGCCCGCAGAUCAGUAUGGUCUAGUGGUAUACACCAAGGAAGAGGGGAGCAUUCUGGGACUCAGGCCCCAUUGUCAUCCAUGGACUUACGCUAGUUGCUGGAGGGAGGAACUGAAGUGGCAGCAUUGAACUCCCUGUGCUGCUCAGAGGACAGAAGUCAGAGGCUAGAAGGGAUGGUCCCGGGUCUGGCUGCAGAGCCCCACAGCACAUCCCAGGGUCUCGCCUGACUGGUCUCCAACUGCUCAGGAAGCUGACUAGCUCUGUACUCUUCCUCUGUACAGCUCUCGCCUGAGGGAAUGACUGGCCUGAAAAAUAAUAGAAAAGCAAAUUCGGGAGCUGAACAAAAGGAGGGACUACUGACUAAUACUGUUCAUGGGUGAGAAAUGUCUGCUGGAGAUAACUUCCCUGGCACAGGAGGACUGCACAGAUACAGGAGUGACCGAAGGAAUCCAGGCAGAAUGUCCUGAUGUGACAGUAGUUGGUCUAGUGGCCAAUCACCUAACUUCCAACUCUGAUUCUUCGGUUUUCAUUUUCCAGAUAAUUGGUUCAUCUAGACACAAGCUCCAUAAACCCCUCCCAUCCCCAUACACACACACAAAGCAUAAAUGGGCCUCACUUUAUGCAACAUAUGUGAUUCUGUAGAGAAAAUGAUAUGGGCAGAGCACACUAACAUCAUCGUUGCAGAACAUGGCUUCAUCAGUUUGGGGAAUGCUCAACACUUCAGCAAGUGCAACUAAUCAGGGGCUUUCUGACACAUUCGUUUAUCUGUAAACACAUGUGAAUUCAACAGGAGAGCUGCCAUUUGUAGGAACCCUGAGAGUAUUUUGGUAAUGCAAACAGUCACCCCUAAUUAACAACUUUGAA
Messenger RNA from Talpa occidentalis (Iberian mole), 2841 nucleotides. RefSeq names its product short chain dehydrogenase/reductase family 39U member 1 (gene SDR39U1). The coding region runs from base 33 to 917 and encodes 294 amino acids. The transcript has 6 exons. The record is from RefSeq and is a predicted model, not a curated record. NCBI's taxonomy places the organism in Eukaryota, Metazoa, Chordata, Mammalia, Eulipotyphla, Talpidae.